Mycena citricolor is the source of this 1132-nucleotide messenger RNA. The record is from the annotation of a GenBank genome assembly. Lineage: Eukaryota; Fungi; Basidiomycota; Agaricomycetes; Agaricales; Mycenaceae.
AGGACGUGGAAAAUGGUACCGCUCCUGAUCUGGCGGGAUACGAGACUGCCUACCAGACCAGUUAUGCUUCGCUGGUUGCCCUGGGCUCUCAACGCUUUCGUGAUGGUCCACCACAAAGCGGAAACACCUUGAAACACUCAAGUACCUGCUCUCGAAGGGUCUCCCCCCAGACGGAGAAGACAUCGUUGGCUAUACGGCUGUGCAUCAUCUAGCCUCGUCCCCCGAGCCGAGAGAUGAACUGCUGCGGUGCCUGCUGGAGAACGGGGCGAAUGUCGAUCAUCAGAACCGAUAUGGAGAGGUUCCGCUGAUGGGUCCUAUGAUGCUCAAUAUGAUCCAAACUAUCGAUAUUUUAAUGGAGUUCAACGCGUCCCUGGAUAUCCCCGAGGCCGACGGGAUCACUCCUCGUCGUCAUUUCUUGGGCUGUGGUCCACGAGUGACGGCGGCGGUAACCAAGUGGAUCAGAAAGCGGAACAGUGAGGAAGCUCCAAGGGAAAAAAAAUCUUGCGACUCCUGCGGGAAGGAAAGCGCGUCGCUCAAAAAUUGCGCAAAGUGCAGAGUUGCGAGGUACUGUUCCGUCGACUGCCAGAGAAGCGCAUGGCCGACCCACAAACGCACCUGUAACCCUUUCUCUCACUCGAACACCGUCGUCCUGAUACCUCACUAUCAUGCCUACAAUAACACAAUUCCUACCGCAGACCUCACGCGGCGCGCUAUGGGUUAUCCCUCGGAAGCUGAAGCCUGGUCCAAGAACAAGAUGCGUGGUGCCCAUGCUCCCAAAAAGGUCGAUAAAGAAUCCAAAUCAAUUACCAUCAAAGUCCAAGUGCCUUGGAACUUCCAGGGCGAUUUGGAAGCGUCGAAGAAGAGCUCGGGAGAUUUGUUGGUGUAUACGAAAAAGCGAGACUUUGCUUGUACGAUCAGGAAGCGGGACGCGCCCGCUGAGUAUGAUCGAAUUGCAGCAGUCGUCAGGGAGAAGGGUGUUGGGGGUGCAAAGGCUUAUUUCGCUGCUGAGCUGGAAAGCAGGGAUCGGCUGGUCGUCAAAGUGACAGAAGUUCUUGCUGAGCAGCCGUGGUAAAGACCUAUGAGAAGUGAUUCAGAUAUCUCUGUGAUUGUACAAUGACUCUCAAUGAACGGA